Molecule: messenger RNA, 1077 nt
Organism: Pyricularia grisea
Lineage: Eukaryota; Fungi; Ascomycota; Sordariomycetes; Magnaporthales; Pyriculariaceae
Exons: 1
Coding region: 1-1077 (358 amino acids)
Molecular function (GO): hydrolase activity
Source: RefSeq, a predicted model, not a curated record
AUGGCCACCAAUCUUCCAGGCCGGCUUGGUGACAAAACCAUGUCGCUCGCCACAGACCCUCGGACUCACCCAGGGCAGCUCAAGGUUUUGCAAGCCUUGGGCUUAGCUGAUCUGUCGUACCUAACGACCGAUCUCACCCUCGACAGCGCCCUGGACGAAAUCACAGCCUUUGUGCGUGGCAACGAGGAGUCGUUGGAGGCGCUUUACCACAGCCUCGACUACCGCGUAGCGGGAGAACAGCUCAUCCCGUUGGUCAAAUCUGAACAACUUAUUGACGGACGGGAAGGCAACGAAAUCCGUAUGUACAUUACACGCCCUGCUGAGCCAGCUCCAUGCCCGGCGCCCGCCCUCAUAUACUUUCACAGCGGCGGCAUGAUCAUACUCGACACACUGAGUCCCGUGCACACGACCUGGGCCGAAUCGCUUGCGCGGACAGGAUUCGUGGUGCUGGCGGUUGACUUCCGCAACGCCAUAACUCACCCCUUCCCGGCCGGGCUAAACGACUGCGCAGCUGCGGUAAGGUGGGUAGACGCGCAGCGCGCGCAGCUGGGCGUCGACCGCAUCAUACUGCAGGGCGACAGCGGCGGCGGGAACCUGGCGCUGGCCACGGCGCUCAGAGCCAAGCGCGAGGGCUGGCUUGGUGCCAUCGACGGCGUGUGCGCCGCGUCGCCGUACAUCAGCAAUGCGUACCACAUGCCCGUGGAUUGGCGGCGGCGCGAGCUGCCCAGCCUGGUCGAGUGCGACGGCUACCUGAUCAGCGCCGGCACCAGCGCGCUCAACGCCAAGAUGUACGGUGCUGCCGACGCCAGGGACCCGCUCGCAUGGCCCUACUGGGUGGAAGAAGAGGAGCUUGCGGGCCUGCCGCCGCAUCUAAUCACUGUCAACGAACUGGACCCGCUGAGGGACGAGGGUGUGGCAUACUACCGCAAGCUGGUCAGGGCUGGAGUGCGCGUCAGCGCCAGGGUGAACCUGGGUGUCGUGCACGAAGCUGAUAUGUUUCUGCGCAGCACGCUGCCUGACCUUUACUUGGAGAGUCUGUGGGCUAUUAGAAAAUUUGCUGACAGGCUGGUAGUUUGA